Messenger RNA from Stylonychia lemnae, 1029 nucleotides. NCBI's taxonomy places the organism in Eukaryota, Ciliophora, Spirotrichea, Sporadotrichida, Oxytrichidae. The record is from the annotation of a GenBank genome assembly.
AUGGAUAAAGGUCUAUACUUGAAAGAAAAUUCAAGCUAAUUGGAUCUAUUGCCAAUUCCAGAUAAAAUUUUAAAUAAUAGCUACUCACUUGAGUUCUGUAUAUAUUUCGCAUCUGAUAUUACAACUGAUUCUGUAAUCUUAAAGCUAUCACAGUUGUUUAGCAUAAAUGUACAAAGUUUAGAUAAGAUAAAAUUCAACUCCAAGUCACUAAAUAGUCCAAAUUCACUAGCUUUGUAGCUCAAUAAAUGGGAUUGUAUGAUAUUUGCUUCAUCACCUGACGAUGGACUUGAUAGAAGCUAUCAUUGCUCUGAAAAUUAACCCAGCUUUAAGUGCAAUUAAGGUAGUGGAAAUAUGGUCAAUUCCUAAUAUCUAAAUAAUUCUUUUCUGACUAUUGGACAAAGCAAUAAAAAUUACAAUGGAUAUAUUAGAAACUUGAAGCUCUACUCACUUUAUAGAUCGGUUGGAUCAACUAUUAGAGAAUAAGUCAGUGGAUAGCAACUAGACUUCGAAAAAGCAGGUUUUAAUUGGAUUGCUCUACCAAUACGGCCAGUAAUAUGCAAUGGAGAUUCAUUAUAUAGCUACAGAGAUGGUGCAGACUACUGUUAAUAGCUUUUUAAAAUGAGUAUUUCAAGCAGAUUAGUUGUAGAUAUUAUGGAGGAAUCAAUCAAAUUUUAAUUAUAAGGUAAAAAGACACAAAAUUUCACAAUCCUUUUCAACUAUAACGACGAAAAUUCCAAUAGAUGGAAUAUAUUUUUCUUCAGAAUUUGUGAUACUUAUGCUGAUGCUCAGAUAGGAAUAUAUUAUAAAAAUUAAUCAAAUGGAUAAUUAGUAGAUGAUAAGAGGAUUUAGGCAAAAAUUAAGAGUGACCUCUUUUACAACGAAAACCUUUAUUAAAACACUCUAUAAAAAUGGAAAUUCAACAUAGAUGAUAAUUAAACUAACAAAAUAUAUCUGCGAGAGAUUUAGUUCUACUCAAAUGCAGUUUCUAAACAUUGGGUGCUAAACACUGGAUUCAUACUAGGGUUCUGA